AGGGCACGUAUAAAAAAAAUACGUGUCUCUCAUUUUUGGCUUUCAAGUUUUCGCGGCUGCUAUCUUUUUUAGUCGUAAUGGCUUCCAGAUGGUAUCAGAGUCUCCCAGCCCUGAUGAUGCAGAACUACAAUGUUGCAAAACGUCGGCACCGCAUUGCAAACGAACGCGGCAAUUAUCCGGAAAUCAUUACGAUAAACGUCUCUUAUUUUUAGUUGGAAAACAUAUUUAAAGCUUCUCCAAAUCGGAGGAGAACAGUUUGAAACGGUCUCUUGUUAUAAUAGAAGAAACAACUUAAGGAAAACCCUGAUUUCUGAUAAUCAUUUAUCAAACGGAAUCCAAGAAUAGGCUCAAUGGUCUCGUGCAAUCUUAUAUCUCCUUCCAUGACGUUCGAGUCCACAAUCGAUAUUUACACAAUAACAAGAAAGAUUCUCUUAUACAACAAAGAGGAAAAAAACUGACUUGUGUAUUUAAUCAACUUCGUACCAUGGAGAGUAACAUUAUUUUCGAAGUCGCGGAUAGAACUACAUGUGUAACUGUAUGGUAUCUUACUUCCAUUAAUUACGAACAAAUUAUAUUUUUACAGUAGGGCGUUAUCGAGUGAAGUAAAACAAUCAUUUUUACAUUUUAAAGUCCUACAUUUUAAAGAGUUCUUUUAAGUAUUAUAGCAAUAGUAGAAAUAAUACUAUUGUUGUGACUAUUACUUCUGUUACUUCAGACGAAACAAAAUGAAAAGAAGACAUAUCGAUGAAGUUCAAACGUCGACGAUAGAUGAGCAUCUUCAACUACUGUUGAAGGAUGAUAAUAUAAUCGAAUCAAAUUUCACCAAUAUAACACCUAACGAUCUUCCAAAUUGGUAUGAUGCAAAAUUAUUCAAAGAAGGUCAAAACUUUUAUCACCGAAAUAUGAUGUCAAUGGUACUAAGUUCUAUCGCCGGACUUUUUGCAAUAAUAGCAGUCCCAGAAACAUUAAGAGUGCUCGUACACACUAAGAAAAGCAGUAAACCUUGCGUGACUUUUAGCAGAUAUACCCAAACUCUGCUACACAUUUAUAACCUGUAUGCAAGUGAUCCAAACGAUCCGGAUUCCGACCUGUACAAAACAAUAAACGUAAUUCACCGGAAACAUAAGAUGAGCAGUAAAAAAUCAGAGGUUGCUGGCGUAGGAGGGAUUUACCAACGAGAUAUGGCAAUCACACAAUUUGCUUUCGUAGGAUACGUAUUUACCGCCCCAAAGUCAAUCGGCUUGUGCAAUAAGCCGCAAGAAGAAGAAGCAUUUAAUCAUUUCUACCGUGUGAUAGGUCAUUUGUUGCAAAUUCCCGACCGACUAAAUCUGUGUCGUAAAACUGCAGCAGAAACUCGCGAAUUAUGUCAAAAGUUGAUGCAUGUUUUGACAGAACAUUUGAAUAAUGCUCCGCCCGAAUUUCAUGACAUGGUAUCAGCCAUAUUAGAUGGAUUGUGGUAUUUGGAUAUAACUUUAGACAAACGUGCUUUCCUAAAAUUUACCUAUGAGCUGCAUGGUAUAGAAUAUAAUGAGCCGCUUGGAUGGUACAGUCGAUUAAAUGCAAAAUACCGUGAAUGGAUACUUUAUCUUAGCCUUGUACCCUAUGUCGGAGCAAUAGUGAAAAUUUAUUACAAAUACGUACUUCUGUUGACAUUGUGGCUUGUAAAGAAAUGGCCCGUAUUAGCAUGGUUGUCACUCGGAAAAAAAAAUUCCCGCAUUAUAUUAUAUUAAAAGGAACGUGUGUGUAUAUAGUCAUAUUCUCUUUCUAUCUCGUUUCAUAUAAGUACAGUAAUCUAUACAUAUACUUCAUAUAAAUAUAUAGUUGUUCAUCUAUUUAAGUUUGUUUUAUUAAUGCUGUUUGCAACAAUUGCACAGCGAGGCCCUCGAUUCUUUCCGCUAAUCAUCCGCCUU
This is a messenger RNA of Vollenhovia emeryi, 1910 nucleotides long. RefSeq lists its product as uncharacterized. Gene Ontology annotation, molecular function: oxidoreductase activity. The coding region runs from base 726 to 1730 and encodes 334 amino acids. NCBI's taxonomy places the organism in Eukaryota, Metazoa, Arthropoda, Insecta, Hymenoptera, Formicidae. The record is from RefSeq and is a predicted model, not a curated record. The transcript has 8 exons.